GAGAAUGAACACUAUAAAUUCCACAAAGCACAAAGAGAAAUAAUGUCUUCUGCUUUUAGUCCUGCCAUUGCAUAGCAUUCCACCCUUCGAUUUAUAGAGUUGAAGGCUGCGUAAUGAUAAGCUGGAGGGUGAUGGGAACGGCCGUUAUUGUGAAUGUAAUGAGGACUUUUUUUUAGAAAGGCGCUGGAGCUGAGUAGCUAUGAGCGACUCUAUCAAGACGAUCUGGUUGGAUGUCGAUCCAGGGCACGAUGACGCUACCGCCAUAAUGCUCGCCAUAAAUUUACCCAACAUACAUCUUCUCGGAAUCUCAACGACGCAUGGUAAUGCCAGCAGUUACCACACAGCAAUCAACGCCGCUCGAUGUAUCCUCGCAUUUGGCGGUGCACAACUUGGAAUUAAAGUCUAUCCAGGCGCAUCGAAACCUCUGCUUCUUCAAGCUAAACACGAUCCAGAAAUCCAUGGUCCAGACGGUCUGGGAGGCGUUGAGGGGCUACCGGCCGUAGAUGAUUCAGCGGUUUUAGCUAUGAUUGCCAAAGAUGAAGAAGGAGAAACUGUUCGUGCGUUAGAUGGAAUGGCACAACAUAUCAAACAGACUUGGAAGAACGGCGCUGGAAGAAAAGUUACUGUCGUUUCCUGUGGACCACUGACAAAUCUGGCUCUAUUCAUCAGUGUAUAUCCAGAGCUCGUUGAUGCUGUAGACCAGUUUGUCUUUAUGGGCGGAGGAGUCGGAUUAGGGAACCGAUCCGCAGUUGCUGAAUUCAACAUUCUCUGUGACCCCCAUGCCGCUCAAAUCGUUCUCGAUGCACCUGUACCUGCGGUUAUGAUCCCUAUCAAUAUCACUCAUACAGCUAUUGUCACCCGUGACAUCCAUCGACGACUUCUCUCUCCGAGCCCCAUACCAGAUAGUCUCCCAGACACGAAGUCCAGUCUCCCGGCAGCUUCCACCCCUCUCCGACACACCCUCUCCACACUCAUUUCCUUCUUCGCAGACUCUUAUAAAUCCACAUUCGGCUUCAAUGACGGUCCGCCGCUCCACGACGCGUUGACAAUCGCAUAUGUAGCCCACCCGGAAUUGUUCACCAAGACACAGAGGUAUCGUGUUGACGUCGAAUUGAGUGGCGUACAUACGAUUGGCGAAACGGUAGUCGAUGUUUGGGAUUAUCGCGGCUGCGGAGAUGAUAGCUGGGCAAGCGAUGGGAAGAACUGUAUUGUCACGCAGUCGUUGGAUGUUGUCAAGUUUUUCGACAUAUUCUUGCACUGUGUCUCCUGGUGCGAUACAAGGUCUCCUCUAAAUAAAUGAAUGUACAUCGCGUUAGAGCUUAGCAUUAAGUACAGACAUGAGAAUGAGCACUUCAAGCGUCAAUCUAAGCUUCAGCUAUCAAGAUCUUAUUCU
Messenger RNA from Lentinula edodes (shiitake mushroom), 1393 nucleotides. Its product is annotated as Inosine/uridine-preferring nucleoside hydrolase domain-containing protein. Gene Ontology annotation, biological process: purine nucleoside catabolic process. Gene Ontology annotation, molecular function: purine nucleosidase activity. Gene Ontology annotation, cellular component: cytosol. Bases 200 to 1300 code for a protein of 366 amino acids. The transcript is spliced from 6 exons. The record is from RefSeq and is a predicted model, not a curated record. NCBI's taxonomy places the organism in Eukaryota, Fungi, Basidiomycota, Agaricomycetes, Agaricales, Omphalotaceae.